UUUGAGCGUCAUGCUCAAACCGUAUGCAGUGCGUCUCCGCCUGCCCCGGAGCGCGUAGGUCGCCGUCAACACACCGCGUAUGUAUGUAACAUAAACUGUUACAAAUAGAAACAGCAAACAAAAAUAAGAACAGGCACUGUAAAUCCGGUAUGAAGACAAACUACGAAAAGCUUCCUACAGAAGUUCAUCACCAGGGAUCGCCAAGGAGGCCAAACGCACAGCAUUGCCUCUCGGAGGCGGGUGGAGGCGGCGUCUCAGACUCUGACGACGAUUCGGAGGCACUGUCAUUGGCCCAAGGGGCAGCUGAGGGCAUGCGCACUGAGGAGGCCUGCCAGCUGCCCUUUGAUGUGGUGGCUGAGCGGCUCGGCACAGACCUCCGCCGGGGCCUGUCCUGGCAUGAGGCCCACCGUCGUCUCCUCACCGUUGGGGCCAAUGAGUUUGAGGUGCGCCAGGAAGAGCCACUAUGUAAGAAGUACCUAGAUCAGUUCAAGAAUCCACUCAUUGUGCUCCUUUUGGCAUCUGCAGUUGUCAGUGUCUGCAUGCAGCAGUUUGAUGAUGCAUUCAGCAUUACUGCUGCUAUCAUUAUUGUGGUGACAGUUGCCUUUGUUCAGGAAUAUCGUUCAGAAAAAUCACUUGAAGAGCUCAAUAAAUUAGUACCCCCAGCCUGCCAUUGCUUAAGAGGUGGCCAAGCAGAAACAUUUCUUGCAAAGAAUCUCGUGCCUGGUGAUAUUGUUAUUCUUAAUGUAGGAGAUCGUGUGCCUGCUGACAUCAGACUAUUCAGUGCUGUUGACCUAAUGAUUGAUGAGAGCAGUUUCACAGGUGAAACUGAACCAGCUGCCAAGGUGACUGCACCACUGGAGAAAGCAGGCAAUGGCAUUGCCUCCAAGCGCAACCUGGCCUUUAUGGGCACACUUGUUCGUUAUGGCAAUGGCAGGGGCAUCGUGAUAAACACUGGAGAAAAAUCGGAGUUUGGAGACAUAUUCAAGAUGAUGCAAGCUGAAGAGGCACCCAAAACACCUCUACAAAGGAGUAUGGACAGCUUAGGCAAACAGCUGUCAUUAUAUUCAUUCGGUAUUAUCGGUCUCAUCAUGCUUCUGGGCUGGAUCCAGGGCAGGCCCCUGCUUGAAAUGUUCAACAUUGGUGUCAGCCUUGCAGUGGCAGCUAUCCCUGAAGGUCUGCCUAUUGUGGUCACAGUCACCCUUGCCCUUGGAGUGAUGCGCAUGGCAAAGCGUAAGGCCAUCAUCAAGAAACUGCCAACCGUAGAAACUUUAGGUUGUGUUAAUGUAGUGUGCUCUGACAAGACAGGAACAUUGACGAAAAAUGAGAUGACUGUUUGCUCCAUCAUGACAUCAGAGCUUUACCAAGCUGAGGUUACAGGAGUUGGCUACAAUGCAGAUGGGCAUGUGAUUCUCACUGAGCCUGGAGAGAGAGAUGCCCAGAUGGAUUCACUGAGGCUAUUUCUUGAGUGUGGCUCCAUCUGCAAUAAUGCUGAUAUUUUGGGAAGUGAGCUCAGAGGACAGCCCACAGAAGGAGCCUUGUUGGCCGCUGCUCACAAGAUGGGAAUUUACGAUGUGAGAAACCAUUAUGUGCGGCUUCAGGAGAUCCCUUUCAGCUCUGAACAUAAAAUGAUGGCAGUGAAGGUCAUCCCCAAGUUUGGAGGGGAACAGGAGCAGUACUUUGUGAAGGGGGCACUGGAAAAAAUUUUGGCCCAUUGCACCCACUACAGUCACCAUGGCAUGCCAUUGCCAAUUACAACUGAACGCACAGCUCAGUAUAUCAAGGAGGCUCAGUUUAUGGGUCGCAAGGGUCUCAGAGUUCUCUCUCUGGCAAGUGGCACAAACCUGAACCAACUCAAGUUUCUGGGUCUAGUGGGCAUUAUGGACCCUCCCAGGCCAGGAGUGAGGGACUCCAUUGAGACACUCCAUAGCAGUGGUGUCAAUGUCAAGAUGCUUACUGGCGACUCUGAAGAAACUGCCUGCACUGUUGCGGCUCGCCUUGGUCUCCAUGCUGUGGGCAACAUUGUGCUCUCUGGGGAUCAGCUGGAUUCAAUGACCGACAGUGAGCUGCAGAGGAUCAUCGGAUCUGUGUCCGUGUUUUACAGGACAGGACCAGGGCAUAAGCUUCGUAUUGUUAAGGCUCUGCAGCGGAACAACUACAUUGUAGGAAUGACGGGUGAUGGUGUGAAUGAUGGAGUUGCUUUGAAGAAAGCUGACAUUGGUAUUGCCAUGGGCAAAAUUGGCACGGAUGUUUGUAAGGAAGCAGCUGACAUGAUUCUUGUUGAUGAUGACUUCUUCACAAUCAUGGCAGCAAUUGAAGAAGGAAAAGGCAUAUUUUACAACAUCAGAAAUUUUGUUACAUUCCAGCUGAGCACGAGCAUUGCAGCUCUUUCUUUGAUUGCAUUGUCCACACUAAUGAAGAUUCCCAACCCUCUGAAUGCAAUGCAAAUUCUUUGGAUAAACAUCAUCAUGGAUGGACCACCAGCACAGAGCCUUGGUGUAGAGCCUGUGGACCAUGAUGUGUUAAAGCAGCCCCCACGCAACACCAAGCAGCCCAUGAUCACAAGAGAUCUUAUAUUCAAUGUGGUGUUGUCCUCGCUCAUCAUCAUCCUCGGAACCUUGUUUAUCUUCCGAAAAGAGAUGAGUGACCAAAUUGUGACACCGAGGGACACCACCAUGACAUUUACUUGCUUUGUCUUUUUUGACAUGUUCAAUGCCUUGAGCUGCAGAUCACAGACGAAGUCUGUAUUCACCAUUGGGCUCUUCAGCAACCGCAUGUUCCUUCUCGCAGUGGCCUUUUCAGUGAUAGGGCAGAUGCUGGUCAUCUAUUUCCCACCACUGCAGAGGGUCUUUCAAACUGAAGCUCUGACUGCAUUAGAUAUUUGCCUCCUUGUUGGAGUAUCAUCAACUGUUUUUAUUGUAUCGGAGAUGAAGAAGUUUUUUGAAAGAAGCAUUUCGAGAAGGGUGCGGAAAAAGCAGUUUUUCGGCUCGGAUUUUGUUUAAAGUGCUGAGCUUUGACUGCUCUUUUUAUAAGCCGACAUUAGUCAAUGCAGUCUCUGGAUCCUUGAAUGCCUUUAUUUUUAUGAAUUUUAAGUUGGCUGGCAGUUAUUAUUUUAAACAGCCCUUAUUUUUUAUUUAUUUAUUUUUUUUUCUGUGUCAUUGCAGUGCAAAAAUGUUGAUGCACAAAAUCAUUCAGAUUAGACAUGGAAGAGUUGCAUAGGGAUUGCAGCUCAUUCAUCGUGAACUAUGUAAAUAGUUUUUGUAAAUAAGUGCGAGUGGGCAAGAUAUUGUGAUGCUGCAGGGUGAAGAGCUGAGGCACUUUGCCUGAUCAUGAAUGGUUUGCACAUUCAAAACUAGCCAAUGGUUGUGGCAGCAUUGUGGACAGGAAACCUGCAAAACUCUGGAUUCUUCCUCUCCCGUCCCUUUUAUUUGACAAAGGUCCUCAAUGUUCCCCUCCCCCAAUGCCCCUCCCUCCUCCCCCCCUUUUUUUUCUUCUUAUAAUUUACUUACAUGAAUGUGUCAGCGAUAAGUAUAUUCAGACAUCUGCAACUUUUCAAUCAUGCACACGCUUUGCUAUUUUAGUGGAGCACAAUGAUAGUAGUGCCUUGAGAAAUGCACAAUAGAGAACCAGCUGUAUUAUGUCCAUUCACGCUGCAUAUUUCUCAAGUGAAAAAAAAAAAUUUUUUUUUCUUCUUCUUUACAUGCUAAGAGCACAUUUAAUUUAUUACAAAUCAUGAUUCACUUAUUCCAAUGUUUAAGCUCUUGGCAACAAUACAAUUUAGUAUCCAUGCACAAAGCAAUAGCUGAUGGUGUCAGAAUGCAAGAAUGUGAUGUUCAGUUAUUUAGCUGUGAAUUUAUUUUUCUUUGGAGACUUCUUUCUUGUAUUUUUAUGUGCAAUUCUGUAACGUGUGUAGUCUGCAACUAGCUGUGUUGAUAAGGCUUAUCCUCGCAUCCUAUGUUUUAAGGUUACAGCAAGCUCUCACUUAUAUUCUUGACCCUUGAGUGCCAUGCCCAAGUGUGCUAUGGAGCACUUCCCUGUAUUUACACCUACUCCCUGCUAUUCCUGUCUGCAUUUGAGCUCGAAGGAAAAAUUAAGCGUUGAUUGUACAAGGUUUCCAGGAGUUCCUAAAGUUAACAUUUUAGAAGUUUCAUGUUUGAAUGAUGAAUACAGAGUAUCGACACUGCACUUGUGGCUAAAGGGUCCUAUUGUGGUACAUCAAUGCCUCUUUUGGAUGCACAUUUUGAAGGAUAAGAAUUUCCAGAAGAAAAAAAAAUUUAUUUAGAUUUGAAGACUCACAAUUCUGACUGUGUCAGUUCAGAUAGCAAGCUCUCCAAGGACUGUUUGUGUUGAAUCUGUUUGAGUCAAACAAGUAUAUUUGAGCGAGUGGAGCAGGCCGAGUGUGAAUUCUUUAGUAAAUAUUUGUGUCGUAUAUGUUGCUGGGUAAAUCGGUACAUUUCUAGAAGCAUAGCUGUGCACAAGAAGAAACAAUGCAUGGAAGCCUGGAACAGGCUGUGCUGAAAACACUCUGCAAAACUUUCACCUCUAUAUUGGUGAAAUGUUCUCUACCGUGCCUACACGCAGCUUUUGGUAGAUGGGGCCUGAGUGUGGAAUUGUGUACAUAGUAGCAAGGCAUCAAUGGAAUUAUAUUUUUUUGAGCCAUUCAGCAGUAAAGACUGUACAAUGUACCAUGUAUCUUGUGAUAUAUGUGUGAAACUUAGUUUAAUUGGAAAACUGGGAUAGUACAUUGAUCUUCAUUAAUUAUGACAGUGUCAAAUGUUCUUAAUUGCAUGCAACAAAAUUUAAUGCAGGUUGCAUAGGACAAAUUGGAUUACUUACACAGUCCAUCAGCUUUCUUUGACAUUUAGUAAGGUUAUACCAUCAGACCAUGUGUGGAAGGCAGAUUUCUGUGGCACACGGUGCUGCAGUGGCAGUCUAGUGCCAUUUGCACCAGUGACCUUUUUGCAACUUGCUACUUUAAAAAAAAAAUUUAACUUUUUUCUCUUUCUUUCUCCUCGCUCUUGGUUGUCAUAAGUGCCUUAAACAGAGAAGAAAAUUUCUCAGUGCUCACCUAUGUAUUCAGAGAAGACAUGAAUGAACCUGGGUUUUGUGAAAGUUAUUUGUACAGCAGUCAUUACUGAGGCUUUCACACAGGACAUGUAAAUUUAUUUCAUAUAAGUAAAUGUACAGUUAAAACUUUUCAAGGCACAAUUUAAUAUUACUUCAAGUGACACAGGCCAAUUCUCUGUGUCCUGUUGUGGCCCAGUAAAGGAAAUUGGCUGUAUGGGCUCAAAGCAAACGCUAAAUAUGCACCUUGACUUUGGUUAGACUUCUUACCACAUGGUGUGUCAUAAUAUGAUAUAAAGAACUUCUUCAAACAUAAUGGAAUCGGAAGGAAAUAAAAUUUUACGUAUUUACCCAUAAUUUGCGUAUAACUCUGGCAUUUUUUUUUAUAAUAAUGCAUGUUGGCCAUUCAUCACACAGCAUGCAAAAAGUUCAUAAAUUACAAUUCCCCCCCCCCCCCCCCCACACACAAUUUGCACGCCUGAAAUCAAUGUACGAAGAAUAUCAAUGUUUGUUUGCUGUUUAUCAGCCUACUGUGAUGUUUUCAACGAGAAUAACAUUCAGGUGGUUCUUUAAGGCAAACAUUAAUUCAUUAUCACAUAUGAUACAUCAUGCAGUUGUGUGCUAUUUUGUGGAAGAGCAGGUAUUUGUUUCCUCACGACAGAACAAAUUUGAUGGCAAACAAAUGUUUCUAUGGGCUAUACUAUUUCUUAGCGCUAUUAUUGCAAUAAAUAUGUCAGAAAAUGAAAAUUCCUACAGUGUUUACGGUAAACAUAGAGUGGGGCCUGCUGUGUUUCAAUGGCUAAUGACAACAGCAGCAACACAUAACUCUUGGUAAGAGAAAUUAGGUUUUCUUUCAGCUUGCGCCACGUCUGUAAGGAACCCGCCGUGGUUGCUCAGUGGCUAUGGUGUUGGGCUGCUGAGCACGAGGUCGCGGGAUCGAAUCCCGGCCACGGCAGCCGCAUUUCGAUGGGGGCGAAAUGCGAAAAUACCUGUGUACUUAGAGUUAGGUGCACGUUAAAGAACCCCAGGUGGUCCAAAUUCCCGGAGGAAAUAAUGUGUGGCUGACACACUACGGCGUGCCUCAUAAUCAGAUCGUGGUUUUGGCACAUAAAAACCCUAUAAUCUAAUUUUAAUUUUUUAAAUUUACGUCUGUAAGGACUGCAAACAUAAAUAUUUACAUAAAUGAAAAACGCUAUAAAAGGUCCAGCCUAGAUAUAGAUGCUAUCAAUUAGUCAACGGUAACGUAGUCAAAUUUGAAAGAAACUUGUACUUGCUGGUGCUGAGAGGAUUGCAGUCCAUUUUUUACAGCAAAACUUCAAUCUCUUUGAAUGCUCCCAAUAUAUUUUGCUGGUUUUCUGCUAUUCGAAUGUAUUUUUGUAUAGUAAGAUGCUCCGGUAACUGCAUGGUGUAUCGUAUAUGAUAUGCAACAACUUUCACUCAUCAACUCUCAGCCACACGUUUCUUUAGAAAAUUAAGGUUUCUUUGAGCAUAUCUGACUAAAACAAAGGCUUGUAUAACUUUGUCAUUAGAAAAUAUAAAUAAAGAAAUCAGGGAUUAAAUAAACCAUUUGGCACUUGUGGAGAAAAUUUGGUUUAAUGGCUAAACUUCGCAUGUGCCACAUUCAAUUUUCUAUGUAUACGCUAACCGCAAUGGUGGUGACAUGACUGCUCUAAUUCUGCUGACCUUGUGACCAUCACAUGUUGCAUUAUGCGAGGUAAUGCCCAGGACUGCCACGUUUUUGGUGUGACAGUGCUUGUUACAAUGAGCCUUGUAGCUUCUACCAUUGACUAGGUUCCUAAAGUUCAGCCAUUUGAAGCAUAACAUAAGACACAAGAUGCUGUAACCCCCCCCUUUCGAAGUAAAAGCUAUGAGUUGAUAAAAGAUUGUUAAUAAAAUCUUUUAAUCUGCUUAUUCAAGGCACUAUGCGGUAGGUAGGUUCCUGUCUCUUCAGUGAAAAAAAAAAACUUGUUCGAUCUUGAAAUGGAACCUUGGGUCUCCCAGCACAGCAGCCCGGUUCUCUAACCAUUAGGCCACGAUCACACACAUACUUCUCUUGUGCCAACACCAAUUAGCUAUUUGAGUGUGUGCGACAUUGCAUAGCACGAGCAAAAGCAUGUGUGCACGCACAUGCCAGUUUCUAUUCGGUCUCAGUCUUACCACUGUCUUUCGCAUGCAUCUCAUCUAAUAGCAACAAGCUGCUAACAGUGGAAUCAUGCCAGUUUCUCUCAUUCUUCUCAUAUAGCAGCCAGCGCUUUGAGACAUGUUGUUACCAGUGUUACACUGCACUGCCUUCGGGAUUGGCACACAUUCCUCAGUCCUUUCUUCAUAGUAGUUAACUCUACGUAGACGUUGUGCGACAUUGUACCGCCAUGGGUAUCAACCCAGGUCAUUAUGGAGCAGGUUGUAACAGAUCGUCUGAGUACAAAAAACUCAGUUGUCAUACUACUGUCCUCGCCGUCUUCUUACUGCUGUCAUCACACACAUGCUCGUGUCACAUAAACAAUUUCUUGCCUUACACAAACUUGUUGGUCCAUCAGGUAAUGCUUUGCAGAACCCCAAACGAGGCUGGAUAGCCAGCUGCAUGCAGAAUGCUUUGCAUUACAUUGAUUCCCACAGCUUGUGGGAUCUGCAUAAUUCUGUUCUCCUUUUUUGGCAUUUUUCUACAGAUUAACUAAAGUUAAAGAUUUUUUCAAAGUUUCAUUAUUUGCAACCUAACUCAUUUUAUUUUUUGUUGACUGAUUGUACUUGGCCAGUCAUUACCACACUGUGAUAUCAUGGAAGGUGGCACUGCCACCAACUUUUUCCAUUUUGUCACAUCUGGCCUAACCACUGUUAUUAAAGCGGCCUCUGUGCUACUUGAGAAAUGUGCCCUAUCUAGUUUACCAAUUUUUUUCUACUGUUAGCAUUCCUUUGAAGAAGAUGUUGCGUUGUCCUGGUUAUGGUCAUGAUAUGCCGAGAGUGCAUGCAUUUAUUUAUAUAUAUAUAUAUAUAUAUAUUGGAAGAACUUUUAUUCUUUUAGUUUUCAUAUUCAUUAGUUACUAUCCUAUAUAUGUGAUCAACAGUUGUCAGACUGUCAGAUCUCUGAGGCCAACAUUUUGACAAGGGGACUUGUCUUUAUCAGGGCCCUGACGAAGACAAGUCCUUUUGUCGAAGCGUUGGCUCCAGCCCUUAUCCCUUGUUCAACCACUGUUGGUCACUUGAAGACCUUCCUGUGAACCUCUGUAUGAACUGUUGUCCUAAAAUUUGUGUGGAUAAAGUUUGUGUUUAGCGUAGGCAUGUAUAGCGGCCACCCACAAUUAUUACGUUCAGAAAAAUUAUGUUUGUCUCGUUUUGUCUUGCACUAUGUUUAUAAUGUUGCAGGCAUGCAUGAAUUGCCGACUCCAAAUCAUUAUGGGGUUAAGUAAGCCAAAUUUUCGCAAGGCCCGGGAAGUGUGAACCAAAACAGUACGGGAAUUUAGCUUUCUUGUAGAGGCUACACCCUGCGAACUUUUUGUCCCCAGUAGGACACCAUACCAUGUUGCACACCAGCCAAACUGAUUCUAAGAAUUAUGUUUCAAUACAUUCUUUGCCAGAUAGUAAUGUGCCACACAUUUGUUACAGUUUACUGGUUUGACUUCGACGACAGUUAAGCAAGUUUCAAAACGUCAGUCAAAUUUAUAAAAAAAAUUAUUUGCCUUCAGAGCAGACUUCUAUAGUGAACUUUUUAAUGGACACCUGGAAGGAGCUUUCUUCAUGCCAAGAAUUUCUCAUAAUUAAUACAGUGGUACUUAGAUGUACAUUUUUCUUCUGUCAGUUUUCUUUGUAAUGCCGUUUCAUGCCCUUUGUCUGUUUUCAUGCUUUUGCCUUAUUUCUCUCCAUAUCAUUUAGCUGUAAUCAUAGCUGUAAUCAUAAAGUGAACCUUGGGCCAAAGUCAUAAUUGUGUUCUAGUCCUACUCGUUCUUUAGUUAUUGGCUCAAGCAGUACCAACUGUGAUUGUCUUUGUGGUUGAGCAAAAUACAAAAGAUGGCACAAAAUUGCAAUGAAAAAAGCUUUCACCUUAAAUGCAGCCCUGAAUGCAGUUAUACCUUAAUUCUUUAUUCUGCUUCCAAUUCUGAAAGAUCUCAUGUCACUGGGAUAAUUGAAUGGAACGAAAAUUGUUACGCGUGUUCAAAAUACUGUUACAUAGUGCUUCGAAAGCAUUCCAUUGAUGACUCGCAUGAUCCUUGGCCUGCACACUGUAGCACAAAGCUUAUAGUUCCUCAGUUUUCGUAUUACUUUUGUUAGACAAUUGCCUAAAACUGUCGACAAUACGGUUUUUUAAAUGGUGGAAACAAAAUUAGCAGACGAUGUAGGUUCUGCAUAAGAAAGUACCCAAGCAAGACUGGGCAUAUGCACUCUCACUAACCUUGUUUUUGCUGUAUCACAAUACCCACUAUCCUCUAAUGCUGCAAAUGGCUUUGAAGAGAGGAGAAUGUGGUGAAUAGACGUAGGUAGCAUGCAAAGAUGCAUGUGCUGUUGUGUAGUAUCUUUCUUUGCAUAAAUGCUUUCUCAGACCCUUGGAAGUUGCAGGAACUGCUACGGAGCCUUGUGAAAUACCAAACACAAUAACUACUAUGGACGUUAUCAAAUGUCCUACCAUGAGCCUAUAUCUAUUACAAGUCCUUGCUCUAUCUGAAUCUGGCUAUAGCAAAGUGAUUUGUCAUCCUUGUUAAAUUUGUUACAACUUGGUCACACAGCAUAUGCCAUUAUCUUGCAGUUGAGAGUUUUUACAUUGCAGUGUAACACAUUUCAUUUUACACUGGUAAUGUAUGUGCUAAGCUCGUUUUCUAGACAGACAAAAAGCCAACUAUGCGCGGUAAACAUUAUUUCGUUUUAGUAUUACUUUUUUUAGGUGCGCACUGUAGACUGCAAGUUCCCUUGCUAAUGAACUUCUGAGUAUUCAUACAAGUAUUGGCUACUGGGCUUGUUCUUUGUUGUCAUUCUCUUGUCCUUUUUAUUUAGUUUUGUUCAGCUUCCAGCUUUUUACCUAGCCACAUUAUACAAGAAGUGCAGUGUUCUUGAAAUGCUCCUUUUGUAGUGGUGAUGGGAGUUCUAAAUACAUGUGCUCCCAGUAAGUGAGAGCUUGCUGUUUAUGUAUAGAGCAAGAGUGUAUUCAAGAUGACAGGCAUAAAGUUUUAUACCAGGUGUUUAUUUUAAUGCGUAACACUUCUAAAAGAAACUGUUAUCUUGGCCCUGCCAUUUUUGCAAAUAUGCAAAAGGCUAGCAACAAGAAACUUUUCAAUGAUCAUUUUGCUAAGUACCUAAUACAUGGUAAUUAACUUUUUAAUUACUAACCUUAGAGGACACAUAUUGUAAUUGCGAAAUUGAAGCCGAGGAGUAGUGAAGUCAUGUCUGCUUAGCAGAAAACUAGUACCACUUUCGUGAUAUCUGUCACCAAAUUCUGCUAAAAUAUACCUCGGUGUUUCAGUUAAGAUUGUCCCAGAAUGGUAGAGGCACAUCGUAUGGAAACGUCAACUAGAGUACCAGCAUAUUUCGUAGUACAUUUUAAGGUCUUGUAUAUCAAAAGUGGUGCUCGUCGCAUAAAAAAAAUACACCUGUUAUAAUCCACCUUUCAUAUGGAAGUCUGGAUUCUACUAGCUCUUGGUUGCACAGUUGCUGCACUACUGACCAUAAAGAAAUAGUGUAUUUGAUUUCUUUUCCUGUGUAGUUAUUUUUGCAGAUAGCAUUUAGGACGAAAUGAAUUAUUCUACUUCUGUGCUUAAAUUUUUUAGUCUUAAAUUUUAUCGAAAUUUUUCACUUUGUCCUACAAUAAUCAAAUUUGCCUAUGUUUGGCUGGUUCAGGCAAAAUAACGCCGUUUUGUCAAACAAACAUGAAAUUCACCACGCUUUUUUUAUGAUAGCAGAACGUUUAUCAUGGCACAAAAUCAUUUCUUGCUCAUCUAAAAAAUCGAGUUUGUGAAAUCAAUUUCAUUUGUAUUAAAUUUUCAUUUGGGGAAAUAUUGUUUAUGUUUGCAUAGGAGGAGAAUGAAGUGCUCACAUACUAAUCUCAGCUUUUUCUUUUUUUUGAGGGGGGGGGGGGGGGGAGAGUUUACUGCACUGCUUUGGUGACACACAAUGCAAGAAAGAAUGAAGAUAUACAGCUCCAAACUGUGAAUCCUUUACUAGCAUGUGUACGUCAGAUAUACAGUAGAACCUCGUUGAUACGUUUUGGAAGAAAACGUACUAACUGGGUAAACGUACGAUCUGAAGUAACUCAAAAAUUUGACAGACUCGCUGUAGACACAUGUAAUGCGAACCGAUGCGCGAAUCGUUGCAGCACGAGAGGCCGACGCGCGUUGAGCUGGUGGGGCUCAGAAGGUGCGAGACGCGUUUUGUUUUCCCUAUUGCGUUGUGUUUUAAGACUGUGACGGAGCCCGAAACGAAAUCGAAUUGGUGGGCGACGCCGGAUGCCGCCGGAAGGAAACGGCGGCGCGUUUGGGUUAUCGCCUACUAAAAGUGUGCAGUGCGCUUCCGACGGCACUACGCCCCACGCGCUGUGAAACAGGUGAAUAUGCUUAUCUCAUUAUGGUUGGCGGCGAUAGCUGUGAAUGCGGCGUGCGAGGACACGGGAGGAGAUUCGCUGGUAGAAACUGAGCGCGCGCCGGCGUUUUCAUGUGAGACGGGCGGGCAUGUAUUGCGAGCAAGUUGAUGCGGCGGGCGGCUACUGUUCUCGAUCGCGCGCCUCCCGCCAUUUUCUUGUUUACAUGGACUCUAGUGGUCGGAAAACGUAUAUGAUCGCAAUCUGCAGCAGGAAACCGCGGCAUGUUUGGGUUAUCGCUGAUUAAAAUUUUGCGUGCAGUAUUCUUCCAGCGGCACCAUGCGCUGUGAAACAUAUAGCAAAGAUGCCUAUCACAAUAGGAUUGGCGGCGAUAGCUGUGAAUGCGGCUUGCGAUGACCUGGCAGGUGAUUUGUUGGAACCGGAAUAAGAAACCGAGUGUACGCCGGGGUUUUCACGCGAGACGUGCAGGCGAGUGGUGUGAAGCUGCCGUGGCGGGCGGCUACUGUUCUCGAUCGCGGGCGCUUCGCGCAUUUUCUUGUUUACAUUGGAUCUAGUUGGAAAACGUAUAAUGCGAUCGCAGUUUGGCGAUGUACUGAACGCUGGUGCUGAAAGAUCGUGUUGUCCGGGAACGUAUGAACCGGUAAAAAAAGCGUAGCUCUUUGAAUCAUUUUUUGUGUUCUCGAUCGCGAAUGUUGGCACCAAGUAAUCUAUUGUGAUCGAGAGGGACAAAUUUAUCGAGAGCAAUGCGGGAUUGUAUCAACGAGGUUCUAUUGUAUACAGCAUGAAAGAAUGGGCUGAAAAACCAUCAAACAUAAUAAAGGUAAUUCUUAGUGGUUCUGCAUUGUCACAGGUGGCAAUUUCCAGCUAUUAUCCACAUAUAAAUAUAAAAGCAGGUACAUGAAUGCCAUUGUUUGUGUGUUCACAUCAUUUCCGAGUACAUUCCUUAGUAUUAAUUGCUGUCAUUGAGCCAAGGUUUGAAUUUCGCUAAACAUCUGUUCAGGUCAGCGGCAUAAAAAGUAUGCCGGUAAAUUUUCUAAAGUCUCGAGCAUACCUGCAGCACGUGUGCCUGCAUAUGUGCUCACAUGUGUGCUCACACGUGCGUGUGUGUGUGUGUGUAGUCCAAUAUAAAUGCGCCUAUCUUCCUUACAAUUCCCGUCAAGCGAAAAAUAUUUAAUAUAUGUCGUUAUUGACGCACUCUGCAAUUUUAUUUGUACGACUUAUGGCGCAAUUGCUCUUGCCAAGUGCUGGGUACUAGGAACAACUGUCUUCUUCCCCAUGGAAGCAUGCAGAUACAUUAAUUAUGUGUGUAGGAAAUCUUGUGUAUAAGAUACCAUUCACUUAACAAGAUAUCAUGCAUAGUUGACUGCUGUGCAUAUAACAGCAGCACAAAUAACUGAUUUCUGUAGAACAGAGACUGCUCAAAACUGUCUCUGUACUGCCUUUGAUGUCAAUUCGCCAUGCAGCAAGAAGGGUGACAGAAGUUGGGUGGGGUGGGGGACUAUAUUGUAAAAAAUGUCACGUGGGCCAUUGGCUCUGAUAUGAGAGAAUGCCAGAGAGAAAUUUCACUUACGAGCACUGGUCGAGGCAGUGGGAGAGAGCCUUUGCUAUAAGGAUGAUGCCUUGCCUCCUCACAUGAUGGCCUUGCUAUAUUUCAUUUGCUUCUAUUUCUCCUACUACUCAACACUUUCCACAUGGCACUAUAAACUUUUAAUGUAUGACUAAAGUUUCUGACAGGGCUUGGUGAGUGCCCUUUUAAGGUAAGAAAUGCACUACACUGUUACUGGCAUAGUUAAAAGCAGUUUUGAAAUUUAUGAGCAGUAGCAGGAAACUGCCAUGUGUGCUGGAGCAAGACCAUUACUGAUGAUUUUGCUGUACCCAUUGGUUUUAUGCUUGCAUGGCUCUGUGUCUUCCGUUAUUGUGUUGCAUUUCAUGUCACCAAAGCACUGUAGUAAAUCUAAUAUGUACCAACUAGCACCUGCUGAAUCCUCCUUAAUUUCAGUGCAUGUUAUAGGACCUCUCGUCGUUGAAGUUGAUUCGAAUUGCACCACUACAGCAUCCCUCGUAGCCCAAAUUUUGGAUGUUAAUCUUGAUCAAGUAAUUAUUAGCAAAAUGCCAUAGCGUAGCAUCAAUGCGCUGCAUAAACAUUGUUGCCCUUGCCUAGUACAAUCUGUGCACCUUGUAUUUCUGUUUUGUCCCUGCUUUUCCCUAUCCUUGCCUUUAUGGGAGCUCUUUGCCUCAUUCUUGGUCAAGGCAUUAGAGGCUUGCAGGCCCACUACAUGGUUAAAAAAAAAAAGACAUCAUAUUUUUAAGGCUACUUCUUGGAAGUGUUCACACGUGGUCUUGAAAUUCCUUGUCAGGGCUAGAUAGCACUUUACCGACGGGCCAUUACAGUGCUACUAUGUUUAAUUAAUUAUUAAGGUCAUAUUUAACAAAACUGGCAUAGAGCAGUAGCAGGUUUUCAUGCCACAUGUAUAUGAGAAAUAUUUUUGCUCAAUGGUGGCAACAAAGAUUUCACUGUGGCCCUCUUGCCACUGUGUGCUGUGUCACUGUGCCACUUUAUGGUAAAAAAUUGUACACACAGACAAUUUGCCCAAAUUUCUGUCCUGCAAAUGUGCUGUUCUUCUUUUCCUGGAUUAAAAAAAUAUGCUGUAUAUUGUAGUGUGUUUAAACAUUUAAUUGGCCGUGCAUGCCAUAAAUGCAUGCAGCAGGAAAAGGUUGCUGCAGUAAUUUCUUGGAUGCAGCACAUAAUACUGGUUUAUUGUGGCCGUGUUAUUAAGGAUGAAAAUGAAAUGGCACGAAAACAGGACAGAGAACAGACACACACCAAGAGCUGUUUCUGUCAUUGCAUUGUCUUUGCCACCUCUCCUUUUCAUCUGUACUUGCCUACCAACAAUUCACAUGAACUCUAUUUUGCAAUGCCCUUAGCCUUGUACCAAUAAUUCCUGAAAGGUGUGAUUUUGUUGUGCAACCAGCAUAUCUGGUUUCCUAGGAUUUAUUUAGGUGCGCACAAUUCGGUGAACUUUGGUUAUACAGCAGUGAUUUACAGCAAACACCAUCACAACCAAAUUUUUGUGCCAUCAAAGCAGAUGUGAUAGUGCACCCUUGAAGCUUUUUCGAGGAACUAUAGCACCAUACAGAAUUUUCAGAUGCUGCCUUUACAGUGUGAUUUGUGAUUACGCCAUAAAAUGUUGCAAUACAUUUUUACUGCUGUGUAUAGAGUAGCGUUGUUCUGCACAGAAGCCUUGCCUUGAACUGCUGUGAAGGGACUUAGCAUGUGCCACAUUGUAGUUUGUGUGGUGGCCAAACUAAACCGAUCUUCUGCUUGCUGGUUGCUGCCCAAACUCUAGUAUGUUGCAACCGUGUUUGCAUAAAAAAGGAAAUACUUAUUUCUACCCAGCAUAUAUGCUCAGCUAUGCUGCACGUGCAGGUUGUUGAAAAAAAAAUUGGUUAUCUAGCAUUGUGUCAGAAAAAAGUGUUUUGGCUUUAUCGUGCACUGAAUCUCGCAUCAUGCCUGCAAUUUUUUACAUUGUCAUUAAAAUAAUUUAUGCAAAAU
Molecule: messenger RNA, 15131 nt
Organism: Dermacentor silvarum
Lineage: Eukaryota; Metazoa; Arthropoda; Arachnida; Ixodida; Ixodidae
Gene: SPoCk
Product: calcium-transporting ATPase type 2C member 1-like
Exons: 24
Coding region: 150-2999 (949 amino acids)
Biological process (GO): manganese ion transport; intracellular calcium ion homeostasis; calcium ion transmembrane transport
Cellular component (GO): Golgi membrane; plasma membrane; endoplasmic reticulum
Molecular function (GO): ATP binding; ATP hydrolysis activity; P-type calcium transporter activity
Source: RefSeq, a predicted model, not a curated record